Volvox carteri f. nagariensis is the source of this 860-nucleotide messenger RNA. RefSeq lists its product as uncharacterized. The record is from RefSeq and is a predicted model, not a curated record. Bases 56 to 607 code for a protein of 183 amino acids. Lineage: Eukaryota; Viridiplantae; Chlorophyta; Chlorophyceae; Chlamydomonadales; Volvocaceae. The transcript is spliced from 4 exons.
ACAGAAUUAUGUAAAGAUAAGAAUCGCGAGAGACGUUCAGAACCUUGCAAGUGAAAUGGAUGCCGCUGAGAGCUUGGAACAGCUUUUCGCAGCGCAUUCGGCCGUGCCUGCGUUAGCCGUCUUGCAGCAACUACGAAUGGAAUUGAGCCAGCAGCAAGCUCGAAGGCUGCUGAAUAACCACCGGGAAUAUCUUCAGAUGGGAACAUGUAGUUUUGGUCGGCGCGGUCAAGCAGCGUACGCAUUGCGCUCAGGUACCGAGGUGCAGCGUCUGUUUGACAUCGCCAACAUAUCUGAUGAAGACGCCGCACAAUUUUGGGCGACGGGUGUCGGUCAGCGAUUACGUGGUGUGCAUGGUGCAGCUGGCGUCCGUGCAGCCCAUCCUCUAGAAGGCUCAGUGUGCGAUACCGGUACAGCCGACACGUCAUCCAUGCUUAUCGAUUUACAACCAACCCGCGUUCGUGUUGGGAAUGCAGAGCCAUCCAGCAGCACCGGCCAAUUUCGGGUGCCCCUAUAUGCUCGCAGCGACAUUUCUUCACUUCUACGCCAUGACCCAACGACGCGCCGGCAGCGCCCACACGCCCACCGCCGUCACAGUCCAGGACGAUGACGCCCCUGCCACGCUGGCCUAGCCCACACAUCAGCUGAACUCCUAAAUAUUGACCGAUAACGUCCCACAAUUUCGGCGCUAGGCUUCUGGACAUUGAGCGGUGCUUUUGAAUUUAGGCACGGUCGCACUUAGGGUUUCAUUCUCGGUGCGUACAUGUCCAACUUUAACUUGUGUGUGAACGGCUUGGGAUGGUCUAUUGCGUUAGCGUUAGGACUUCAAGGACACCACGCUGCGCUCCUUGCUAUGUACGCUC